AUGGACAUAGAACUGUUGGCAAAUGGGAUCGCACGGCCCGAUGGCAUCAAUGUUCCGGAAAGAAGGGGCCGCCAUCCAACCGGACAACGGAGCUCACGCAUUUUGAUGUUUGCCAAUAUGAGUAUUUCAGUGACCGCCCGUUUUGUCAACACGACACGUGAUCCUUCUGGAUUUGGAAGUAGCUAGCAAGAAAAAGAAGGUGGGCGAGAAGAAGGAGGAAAUUUUUUUAUUUAAAAAAACUAUUUUUUUGAGAAAAAAAGUUUCUUGGCCAUAACCAAAAAGGGAGAAUGCAAAUGAAUUUGUGAAUAUUGAGUAUUGCUACAAAGUCAGUCUUAUAAUAUUUUGAAGGAAAGUUUAAAAAUAAACAUAAGGCAAAAAAAGGAAAUUUUUGUACUUUACCUGAUGUUUUUUUGAUGGGUCAGUGGUGUUGACCAAAUUUGAACAACCAAUGUCACGAAAUCCUAACCAAAACAUCAUCAAUUUGUUUCAAGAAAUUCUGUGAACACAUCAAACAAACACUUUAAAAUUUUUUCUAAGGGACGUAUUUUGUUUCAAAAAAGGCAUCGGCUUGCAAUUCGGCAUCUCAAAGAAGUCAUAUGGCAGCAAAUUAAAAGAAAGUUCCGGAUUGAAACUUAUCAUGUAGGCUUUAUCAAUUUGACCAAAGUUAUCCUUUAGAAAAAUGAGUUGAAAAACAAAACUCUUCUAACAAGAGAAAAAAAAUCUUUAAAAUUACUCAGUAAUGUCAAAACGCAAGAAAGAAUUUUUACAAACGUCGACCUAUCGACUGAGAAAAACGUUCACGGGUCAGCAGACAGUACAAGGGCAAAGAUUCCCUCGUCGCGUUUAAAAUUCACAGAAACUUUAAUUGCAAUGAAUCAUGCCAAGUUUUAGGGAUGUGACGUGUUUGGAACAACUUGAAGAGAUGUCUCAUUUGAAAGUAAAAGAGCCGCUCGUAAAAACGAGUGAUUUGGUGUGAAGAUGCUUUCUUUGGCGGUUUGCUGAGAGUGGUGCGGUCGGUUUGUGUGCACGCAGUGGUUUCCUCCAAAUUGAGAGCACCUCCGUUCUGACCGAAACCCAAAGUAAUUGGAGAGUGUUGACUUAGAGCUCCCGCCUCGAGCCAAAUCAUUCAGAAGGUUGGAGGGUCAAUCACGGCUUUUGCUCUUUUGUUUGAAAGCUAUCAAAAAGAAAUGCAGCCUGUCUUAGGAAAUGACAGCAGAGGUUAGUUUACAUUACGGUUUUGAAUUUCUAGAAAAUCGACCAAUUUUUUUUGUUGAUGUAUCAGACAAAGAUCCUGAAAGUCUCAGUCUGCUGACCUUUCUAGUUUUCGAAAAAAAAGCUUAAAGCCUCAAAAGGAAAUAUGUUAACAUAAUUCGAAGGUUCCCCUGACUCUGAAAUGUCCUUACUAGGAAGUUGUUCGAUUUGGAAUUUCCAAGUUCUUUUUCUGGUACAUCCUGGAAAUAUUAGGUUUUUUUCAGGAAACUUCCAACCGAAAAAUAAAAACUUCCAACCGAAAAAAAUAAACUUUUUUUGUAAGUUUUUUUGUCGUUUUCUUUUUCUAAAAAGAUUCAAAUGUUUUUUUUUAAAAAGUUUUAUGGUUUUUUUAAACGCAGCAAAAAUCGGAAAAAUCAGAAAAAGAAUUCGAACGGUAAAGACUGAAAAGCAAGCAAGUACAUGCAAGCUUGAAAUUAAACAAAAUCAUGUUUGUCUGAAAGUGCAGCUAACCAUACAAAACAAUCCGUUCAUGUUUCAAGUUUCAAGUUUAAAUUUCUAGACUCAAGACGUUUUACUGUCUGAAAUUCAGAAGACAAGGGUCAAAACAACUUCUUAGAGGAUGAAGCUCAAUCAGGAUAUCAGAUAAAAGCGACAGAGAUAAAAGUUGCAAGCAAGGGGAUCAUGACGCAAGAUGACGAACAUUAAGUCAAAAAUUAGGUCAAACGCCGCUAUCUUCCCUCGUUUCGUAUACAAUACGAGGACCAGUGUUCGGAGAGGAAUAUACCGGCGGAUUUGUGCCGCCGGACUUCUCGGAUUGCUGUUUUUUUGUUUCCCUGAGAAGGUCGGUGGGAAUGUCUUGCCAGCGCGAAAUUAUCGUUGAAGUGAAAAAGAAGCGCUUCGCUGGGCUAAAAAAUGAUUGAAAUAGAGUGUGAAUGAAUUUAUAGAAAGGCGCCCUUGUAUCAAAAAAAAAAACGAGAAAAAUGGCGCGAAUGCAGUAUAGAGUGAAAAACUGAGCUUUCAGUUUUGAAAAUGGGUCAUUUUUUUGUUUUAUGGUCUACUGAAAAAUAUGUCUAACGCGUUGAUAGUUUUGUUAAAAUUUCAAAACUGGUGAAAUAUUGUAAUUAGCAAAGUUAGAAAACAACAAAAUAAAGUAAUAAUUAUUUUUUUAAAUUUUUUUCUGUGGAGCAGCAUUAUUAUUUUAGGAAGAAAGUUUAAAAAAAUAAUUAUAUGAGAUCGAAGGGGAAAAAAAGAUUUUUUUCAUGGCCUAGCUGAACUCAUUCAAAAUAUUAGGGGGCGGUUAGAAAUAAGUGGCGAUUUCGGGCAUUUCUUCAUGAAACAUUAUGAAAACAGCGAUCUGAAAGGUAUUUUCCAAUUCUAAAAAUGAUAUACUGCCAACCUUCACACCAAUAAUGAACGUCCUUUCUAAAUCCUAGAUUGGGAGUGGAAAUUGAAUCGAUAAAUUCAAAGCUCAUGUUAUUGGUAAACCUAAAAAAUACAGUUCAAUUAUUAUUGGAGGAGUUUCAUGAGAAUUUUCGCGCAAAGUUAAAGCAAAAAAUUUUUUCGACGGUCGACCAUACAGAGAAAAUGUUGUUGGCGAGAAACAGUCUGGAAGUGGAAACAAUGGUUCGACAGGACGAUCCGAGGGAAUGCCCUGGUAGCGCUGCAAGAAAGGGUCGUCUCUGACAGACAAUGCGCUCAUCUUAGCGGUAAACAACCUCCGAAUUUACGUUGCUCACCUGCACCGAAAAGUUUUGAGUCCACACAAACGACAUUUCAAGACAAUGGAUUAGGCCUGAUAAAAAGGUGCUCGUAUUUUUGGAACAUUGGCGUUGAGGAUUAUCUCUUAAUUUUUUGCCUCGCUGCCCAUUUUUCAGUUUUUUCCGCCGUUAUUCGGAAUGACUCCCUUGGAAACGGGAGCUCCGCCGUUUUCAUUUCUUUUUUCAUCCGACUGCAGUUCAUGCAAAUUUCUGAGAACAAGGUUAGUUGUAAAAGGCUCUUCCAAAUUAGAAUUGAACCAUUUUUCUUAUCGAUAAAAUAACAACUUGCUGUGAAGGUUUCUUAGGAAAGGUUCUAUUCAACACUGGAAUGUCUUUUUUGUGACUUUUCGAUGAGGACCGAUUACUUUUUCAAGAACUUUGAUUUUCAUGCUUUGAUUUGAUUGUUCUAUAACAUUUCAAAGCAGAAUCUAGGAUAAACCUUUCCUAUCCGAAAAAAAAGAAAAUUGCAGACUAAACGGCUGGGGGAACAACUGUAUGAAGAAUGGAUGGACUAUAAACAUUUGGUACAGAUUUAGAGGUUUAUUAACAUGAUUAUCUACCUCAAAUUAAGGAACGGCGAGCGUCGGACUCAACGAUAACAACUGUUGAAAGCGCACCGAGAGGAAGACACAGACUUCACCAGGAAUACCUCGCACGUCUCUCGAAGACUCCAGUAAACAACUAAACAAUAAGCAAUAACGUCGCCAAUCAUUCAGCCACUUCCCCCGACGCCUCAGCCAGUUCAACCGUCUCCAGUAAAAAGUGAAACGGCAAAAGUAAUCUUCUUCUCUGUUUUUACCGAAGUUAGCUUGUUUAGAAAGCGCGGCAGCUGUGA
This is a messenger RNA of Caenorhabditis auriculariae, 3804 nucleotides long. NCBI's taxonomy places the organism in Eukaryota, Metazoa, Nematoda, Chromadorea, Rhabditida, Rhabditidae. The record is from the annotation of a GenBank genome assembly.